This is a messenger RNA of Vigna unguiculata (cowpea), 6707 nucleotides long. Its product is annotated as HSP20-like chaperones superfamily protein. Lineage: Eukaryota; Viridiplantae; Streptophyta; Magnoliopsida; Fabales; Fabaceae. The record is from RefSeq and is a predicted model, not a curated record.
UCCAAGCCUCAAACAUCAUUUUUCUGUUCUUAUACUCAUUAAAAAAUCUAACACUUUUUAUUUUAAAUUCUGACAAUUUUUUUAAUCCUUGUUCUGAAAAUAUUAUAGCAGCAACAUAAUAGAUGGACCUGGAACUGGGACUCAAAAUCACCAAAACUAGAGAUGACAUUGCUUCCAUCUCUAAAUAUCGAUUAGCAAAAGCAGGACCUGUUUUUCAAUCUAGAGAAACAAACACCGCUUUCAUCCUCACAGCUCAUCUCAAAGGUUAUAAGAAGAAUAACAUUAACAUCAAGAUUAGUGAAGAUGGUAGUAAGAUAUCAGUUAGUGGAGAGAAGCCUGUUCAGAAUAUUUUGAUGAUGGGAUGGUUAAUGCAUAAGAAAGAGGUUGAUGUUGCAGGGUUUAAUAAGGUUUUCAGAAUUCCUGAUGGGGUGAAAUUGGAUGGGAUCAAAGCCAAGUAUGAUGAGGAGGAAUGGAUAAUGAACAUUAUCAUGCCAAAAUUGGUUAAAGGAAUUUGUGGGGUUAAGAUUGAAGAGAUCAAGGAAGAAGAAUCUGAUGGAAGAAGAUCUGAACAAGAGAAAAAUGAAGGUGAUCUGAACAUUCCUAGUGCUGUUGGAGAGACAAGCCAAAAGGGGGCUAAAGAGUCUGAAGUUCAGGCAAUGGAGGACAGUGAAAGAUUCAUGGAGAAGAAAGCAGAAGUGUCUAACAAUAUGCUUGAUGAUUCCAACAGGGAAAAAACUAAGGAUACUGUGCAUAGAGAAGUAGAAGAAUCUAAAGUUGGAAAUGAUGGUGGAAAUGGAGAUAGUUUCAGAGAGGUUGGAAAGGAAGGGUGUGAAGUGAAGAACACAUCAGAACAAGAGAAAAAAGUUGGAGUAGGCACCUCACAGAAAAUUGGAGAAGAGGGCCAAAAGGAAAUCAAAGAAUUAAAGUUGAAGAAUGAGGAUGGAAGGGUAAAAACAUCAGCAAAGGGGGAAAGUGUAGGUGAAGGUAUGCCUAAAAACAUUGGAGGAGAUACAAGACAAGAUCAAGAGUUGAAGGUUCAAGAAAUGGAGGACAAUGGAGGUUUUUUAGAGAAGGAGGAGAAAGGAGUGAGUGAAAAUAUGCUUGAUGAUACCAAUGCAAACAUAAUUGGAGAUGUGAUUCAGAAAGAAGAAGAAUCCAAGUCAGGAAUUAAGGAUAGAGAUGGAGAAAGUGUGAAAGAAAAGAAUGUGAGAGCAGGACACAAAGGAAUGAAGAUAUCAGAAACUGAGCAGAAUGUUGGUGCACAUGUCAUACAGAAUGUUGGAGAUACAAUCCAAGGAGUAUCUAAAGAUUCUGUUAUAGAACAAAUUGGGGAAAAUAAAAGUAUUGUGGAGAAGAUGGAGAGAGAAGAGCCAGAAGAGAUGCUUGUUGAAGCCAAUGUGCCUACUGAGAGAGAGACACUUGGAGACUCAAACCAAAAACAAUUUAGAGAGCCUAGGCCCGAAACUGAGGAUAGACUAAAAGAAAGUGUGAAGGAAAAUAGAAUGGAAACAAUGAAGGCACCAGAACUUGACCAAAAUGUAGAUGAUCACGUACCUUCUAACAUUGGUGGUAUAAGCCAAGAAGAACAUAAGGAGUCUAGGAUUCAAUGGGAGAAGAAAACUAAAAGAAUAAAAGAGAAUAUGGAUGAAUGGAAAUCUGAAAAAAUACCUAUUCAGGCAAGUGAGGAUGGUAAAAAGCACAUCUAUGGCAAGAGCAUGCAAGAGAACAUUAAAAAGCCUAAGAUUGAAACUGGGAAUGAAGAUCACAUUGAAACUGGGAAUGGAGAUCAAGAAUAUGGAGUAAAGGCUGGUAAGGAAGAAUUUGAUUCAAUGGAAACAAGAAGGGAAACAUUUCCUCAGAAGUUGCCAAAAGGCACAAUUGAGGAAGGCAAAAGGUUGAGUGUUUCAAAAAUGCAAGAAACUGAAGAUGUCAUAGAAGCAAAGAUCAAAACAAAAUGGAAAGAGAAUGAAUAUUUGGUGGUUAAGGAUGAAGGUGAAGAACACAGAAGGAUGCACAAGCAAGCCAAAAAAGACUUGGCAAAAGAGACACUGCGAGAAAAUGAAGAUGUCAAAGAAGCAAUGGACAAAAGAGAAAGGAAAGAGAUCGAAUAUUUUGUGAAUAAAAGUGCAGGUGAAGAGCAUAAAAGGAGGCAUAUGGAGGCAAAAAAAGACUUAGCAAAAGAGACAAUGAAAAAAAAUGAAGCAGCAAUGGACAAAAGAGAAGACAAAGAGAUUGAGUACUUUCUGGAAGCAAGGAAGGACUUAACAACAAAGAAAAUUCAAGAAACUGAAGAUAUCAAAGAAAAAAUGUCCAAAACAAAAGACAAAGGGAUUGAAAAAUUUGAAGAUACGGGUGAAAGGAAAGAACACAACAGGUUGUAUAUGAAAGCGAAGGACUUCAAAAAAGAGACAAUACAGGAAAAUGAAGAUAUCCAAGAAGCAAUGAUAAAAAGAGAAGGCAAAAAUAAUGAACAUUUUGGGGAUAAGCGUGGUGAAAACCCCCAAAGGAUGCAUAUGGAAGCAAAGAAGAACAUAGGAAAGGAGAUAAUGCAAGAAACAGAUGGUGGCAAAGAAGCAACCGUUAAAAGAAAAAGAGAAGAGAUUGGAAAUUUUACUGAUAAGGUUGAAAGUGAAGAACCAACAAAGAUGCUUACGCAUGCAAAGAAAGAGUUAACAAAAGAAACAGAGCAAGAAAACGAAAAAGUAAAAGAAGCUAUGCUCAAAACGAAAGACAAAGAAACUGAACAUAUUGUGGAUAAGGGUGAACCCAAAAGCAUGAAUGUGGAACCAAAGAAGGAUUUAACAACAAAGAUCGUGCAAGAAAGUGAACAUGUCAGAGAAGCAAUGGUCAAAGGAGAAGGCAAGGGUUAUAAAUAUUUUGUCGAUAAAGAUGUAAGUGAAGAACCCGAAAGGAUGCAUGUAGAACCAAAGAAGGACAUGGCAAAGGAGAAAUUGCAAGAAAUAGAAAGUUCCAAAGAAGCAACGGUCAAAAUGAAAGGCAAAGAGAUUGAAAAUUUUGUUGUUAAGGAUGGAGGCGAAGAAAACAAGAUGAACAUGAAACUAAAGAAAGAGUCAACAAAAGAAACAAAGCAAGGAAGUGAAAAUGUCAAAGAAGCCAUGGGGAAAAUGAAAGGCAAAGAGACUAAAUAUUUUGUAGACAAGGGUGAAGGUGAAGAACCCAAAAGCAUGCAUGUGGAAGCAAAGAAGGAAGAUGAUAGAGAAGGCAAAGAUCAUGAAUGUUUUGUGGAUAAGGGUGAAGGUGAAGAGACCAAAAGGAUGCUAAUGGAACGAAAGAACGUAGAAAAAGAGACAAUGCAAGAAAUAGAAGGAGUCAAGGAAGCAAUGGUCAAAAGAAAAGGCAAAGAGAUUGAAAAUUUGGCUGAUAAGGAUGAAGCUGGGGAACUCACAAAGAUGCUUGUGAAGAAGUCAAACAAAGAGUUGACAAAAGAAAAAAAGCAACAAAGUGAAAAAAUCAAAGAAGCUAUGGUCAAAAGGAAAGGCAAAGAGACUGAAUAUUUUGCAGAUAAGGGUGAAGAUAAAGAACCCAAAAGCAUGUAUGUGGAAGAAAAGGACUUAACAACAAAGACUACACAAGAAAGCGAAGAACCCAAAAGGAUGCAUAUCAAACCAAAGGACAUAACAAAAGAUACAGUACCAAAAACAGGAGUUAAAGAGGCAAUGGUCAAAACAAAAGACAAAGAGAUUGAAAAUUUUGUUGAGAAGUUUGAUGGUGAAGAGCGCAUAAAGAUGCUCGUGAAAGAGUUACCAAAAGAAAGAAACAAAAGAGAAAAAUUCAAAGAAGUUAUGGUCCAAAAGAAAGUCAAAGAAACUGAAUAUUGUAUGGAUAAGGAUGAAGAAGAACCCAUAAACAUGCAUGUGGAAGCAGAGAAGGACUUAACAUCAAAGACUGUACUAGAAAGGGAAGAUGUGAGAAAAGAAGUGGUCGAAACAGAAGGAAAAGGUUAUGAAUAUUUUGUUGAUGAGGGUGAGAGUAAAGAACAUAAAAUGACGAAUAUGGAAGCAAAGAAGAACAUGGGAAAAGAGUCAAUGCAAGAAAGAAAAGGUGCAAAAGAAGCAAUGGCUAAAAGAAAAGGCAAAGAGAUUGGAAGAUUUGAAAAAGGUGAAGAUAAAGAGACUAAAAAGGUGCAUAUGGAAGCGAAGAAGGACUUAACAACAGUGACAAUGCAGGAAAGUGAUGGUACCGAUGAAGGCAAUGAAAACAAAUGCCUUUCUGAUGAGGGCGAAGGUGAAGAACCCAACAGGAUGUAUAUGGGAACAAAGAGAGAUUUGACAAAAGAGGAAAUGCAUGAAAAUGACGAUGCCAAAGAAACUGUGAUCAAAAGGAAGGGCAAAGAGAUUGAGUAUUUAGUGGGUAACAGUGGAGGUGAAGUUGAAGAACCCAAAAGGAUACAUACUGCACAAAAGAAAGAGCUAGCAACAAAGACAAUGCAUGAAAUUGAAGAUGCCAAUGAAAUCAUGGUCAAAAGAAAACACAAGGAGAUUGAAAAUUUUGAGGAUAAUGCUAAAGGUAAAGAAUCCAAAAUUAGGGAAGCAAAGAAAGACUCAACAAAAGUGACAAUGAAAGAAAGUGAUUAUACCAGAGAAGCAAUGGUUAAAAGAAAAGGUAAAGAGGUUGAAAAUUUUGUAGAUAAAGGAGAAGAACCGCAAAGGAUGCAUACGGAAGCAAAGAAGGAGUUAACAACCAAGAGAAGAGAAGAAAGUGAAUUUGUGAGAGAAGCAAUGGUCAAAAGAGAAGGGGAAGAAGAGAUGGACUAUUUUCUGAAAGAGGGUGAAGAUGAGAAGGACAUACCAAAGGAGAAAAUUCAGAUAGUUGAGAAGAUUGAGCAUGGAAUUAUGGAUAAGGAUCAACAAAAUGUACUAGGAAAAACUACUAAAAGAAAAGCUGAAGUACCAACUGAAGAGGGUCCCAAGCUGGUGGGGGGACAAGAUGGAAGCAGAGGACUUGAGGUUUCAAACAUGGAAGACACAAAAGAAAUUAUCAAAGAAGAAAUGGCUGAAACAGAAAGUUCAAGGGAAAAGGUUCAAGAACAAAAGUCUAAGAAGAAAGAAGAAACUAGUAGAGUUAUUCAGAAAACAACAGCAACUGAGAUCUUACAGAAGGAAACUGAGGAGUCUAACAAUGAAAGAAAUACCACAGAAAGACCAAAUUUACCAAACAAUAUGGUGAAAGUGGUAUUUGAAGUGUUGGGGACUUUUCAGGCAAAGCUUCCCAAGAAAGUGAUGGAAGCAAUUGGCCAAAAUAAGGAGAAGAAUGAAUAUGUUAUUGUGAAACUGAAAGCAGAGGGAUCUAUAGAGAUGCAUGUUGAACCAAAUGAGGCUUUUGAUGAGGAUGAAACUGAGGAAAGAAGUGAGAAAGAAGUUAGAAAGCCAAAACUCAAGUCUACUGAGCAAAUAAGUGGCAGAGAGAAUGUUGAUUUUGGGGUGUUUGAUGGAAGCAAAAGAUCAAAAUUUCUUGAGAUGGGAGAAACACAAGGCGCAAAAGAAGACAAUACACAAAUGGAGGAGACAGUGAAGAAAAUAAAUGAAGAGCAAUCUGAGAAGAUAGAAGUUGAAGAAAAAGGAAGAAAGUCAUCUCAGAAAGGAAGAGAAGGUCCUAAGAUCCAAACGAUGGUACAAAAUCAACAUCGUUUGCAGGAAGAGAAGGAAAUGCCCUUGGGAAAAACAACAGAAGGAGAACUUGCACAAGCCAUAACUACACAUUCAAAAGCAAAAAGUGAGAUUGAUGAGCUACAUGUAAAUCAACUACCAUCUCCAUCUAUUGAAAUGAGGAAUAUAGAGCCACGUGAAUCAAAAAAGGAUGGUUUAAAAGAAUUCAUUCAUUCUAUAGAUAGUACUGCAGCAUCAGAAGUAGUUGCAGAUGAAGCGGCUGAACCAUCAAAAUUUCUGAGUUCAUCUUCCACUCAACCAUUUGAAGUUGAAGGAAAGGAUAAGAUAGGUGCUAGUUAUGAUUAUGAAUCUCAAGAUUCAGAGAUGGACUCUGAAAUAGAUGGCGAAGCAUCAACCAAAGGUGAAACAGACGAAGAAGUUCUACAAAGAGAGACACCGCAGCCAGAGUUCCCUGAAGAUCAACAAUGCACACACAAAGCUCUGGAAGAAACACAUGAAAUUGAAGAAGAAAAGGAAGAUGAACAAGUAGAUGAAUCCGAUCAGGAAGACUCUGAAGAGUUGGAGGAGCAAAAAGAAUGUGAGGAGGAAGCCAUUGGAGGGAAGAAGGACCAGAAAAGGUCAAAGAAAAUGAUUGUUUCCACCAUCAUAGCAGGAUCAGCCCUUCUUGCUUCAGGAAUUUUUCUCAUUAUUCGACAUAGAAGAUCCACAAAAGGUGCCAAGUGAUAUUCAAAGUGAGUUGAAGCUGCUCAAUUUUUGAACUCGUGGAAAUUCAGCGGAGAAGAACAUGCAGUGGCUUGUUUUGCUGUGUACAUAGCAACACCUUUGUUGUUCGAUUCUGAUAUGCUUGAAGUUGGAAAUGGAAGCAUGAGCACGCACGAAACGAAAUUGUGUCUAGUUCAGCAUUUCAGCAUUAGCUAAGCCAAGGUAUCAUGAAGUCAAAUUCAAAAAAGCUUAUUUGUAACUUUGAAAUUAAAAUUUAAGUCUUAAAAUUGAAUUAAUGGAUUUGAUUCCUUAAAUAGAUUGGACUCAUAUAACAUUUAUGUAAUCUCUGAUUAAUGAGGCCUUCAAAAAAGAAAAAAA